Molecule: messenger RNA, 633 nt
Organism: Leptosomus discolor (cuckoo roller)
Lineage: Eukaryota; Metazoa; Chordata; Aves; Leptosomiformes; Leptosomidae
Source: RefSeq, a predicted model, not a curated record
AUGCAGUACGGCAGAGCUGCAGUGUCCCGGGAUGAAGCUGCCAGUGUUAUUCAAUUUGGCAAAUCAGCCAAGCGAUCACCUGAGUCGACGCAAAUUGGGCAGUAUGGGAAUGGCUUGAAAUCGGGUUCCAUGCGGAUUGGGAAGGAUUUUGUCCUGUUCACGAAGAAGGACAACACCAUGACUUGCCUCCUCUUGUCACGGACCUUCCAUGAGGAGGAAGGCAUCGAUGAGGUCAUCGUUCCCCUGCCCACCUGGAACGCACAAAGCCGGGAGCCUGUGACAGACAACGUGGAGAAGUUCGCUAUUGAGACGGAGCUAAUUUACAAGUAUUCCCCUUUCAAAUCAGAACAGGAAGUGAUGGAGCAGUUUAAUAAGAUCUGUGGUGAGAAAGGCACGCUGGUGGUCAUCUUUAACCUCAAACUCAUGGAUAAUGGAGAGCCAGAGCUGGAUGUGACUUCUGACCCCCGAGACAUUCAGAUGGCGGAAACACCUCCAGAGGGAACAAAGCCUGAGCGCCGCUCCUUCCGUGCCUAUGCUGCUGUACUCUAUAUCGAUCCCAGAAUGAGGAUCUUCAUAAAUGGGCACAAGGUACAAACCAAACGACUUUCAUGCUGCCUGUACAAGCCAAGGUAA